Molecule: messenger RNA, 3771 nt
Organism: Closterium sp. NIES-65
Lineage: Eukaryota; Viridiplantae; Streptophyta; Zygnematophyceae; Desmidiales; Closteriaceae
Source: the annotation of a GenBank genome assembly
AUGGCUAAGAACAGGAGGAGCUCCGGCGUGGGGUCUUCGGAUCCCAGCGGCGCCGCUGCCGGGUUGUCUAGGAGCGGCAAGCCCGGAGGCGUGUCGGGCCGGCUGGUGAACGUGUUCGAGCAGCUGUGGAACCGUCGCAAGUUCGACAUUCUGGGACGCAAGGUCAAGGGCGAUGUUCGCGCCAAGUCCAUCGGCAAGGCCAGGAGCGCGGCUGUGGAAAAGAGGAAGGCGACGCUGCUGCAGGAGUUUCAGCAGCGCGGCAAGGCGAACCUGUUUCUGGAUCGGAGGUUCGGCGAGGGCGACGAGUCCAUUCCCGAGGGCGAGAAGGCCAUCGUACGAUUCCAGAAGGAGCGCAUGGUACGUCGUGACAUGGCAUGGCAUGAUACGGCCCAGCUGAGUCGCAAGAACCGGUUCUCCCUCGGGGACGACGACGAGAGCGACGACGACGACGGGGAGGGCGACGACGGAGGCGGAGGAGGCGCGGGGAGGCGCAGCAGCAGGCGGGCGGCGGCGAGUGAGGACGGCGACUUGCGUCUGACGCAUGGCGGGCGCGACAUUGACGACUUUGACGACUCGGACGUGUCUGGCUUUGGGGAGGAUGAGGAUGACGACGAUGGAACACGUGAGUUGGUGAUUGGGGUGUGUGGGCUGGUGAUAAGAGUCAGUGUGCCAGUCACGACUCUUUUUCCUCUAGACCAGUUGAUUGUGAUUAACUCUUACAUGUGUGGUGGCGACGAGGAUGACAAGCACGCGCGUGGGCGGGAGAUUGACGACUUUGACGACUCGGGCGUGUCGGGCUUCAGCGAGGACGAGGAUGACGACGAUAGAGCACUGGGCGAUCAGAUUGUGAGCGAGUAUCACUUUGGUGGUGGCUUCGUUCCCAAGGCCAAGUCGGCCACAGACGCACAUCUUGACGCGGCGACAGGGCAGGAGGAGGGAGGCGAGGAGCGACAGAAGACGAAGAGGGAGGUGAUGGAGGAGGUGAUGGCGAAGAGCAAGCUGUUCAAGGCGAAGCGGCAGGCGGAGAAGGAGGAGGACGAGCACCUGCGCGAGCAGCUCGACGCGGAAUUCCGCCAGAUCGCACAGUCUGACGCGCUGCUCGCGCUCACGCGCGCGCCCAAAGGGGGAAAGGGCGGAAAGGGCGCCAAGGGGGAGGAGAAGGCGGGAGGGGGAGGCGGGGAGGGAGGGGCGGCGGGAGGAGUGUCUGCUGCUGCGUCUGCUGGUGGCGCUGCUGGUGCUGCAAAGGCGGCUGCUGGUGGCUCGCUGCUGGCUGCUGACGUGGCUGAAGAGGAGAUGGACGACAAGCAGUACGACGUGCUGGCGCGGGAGAUGGUGUUUGACAUCCGCGCCAAGCCCGGGGAACGCACCAAGACAGCAGAGGAAGCGGCAGAGGCGGAGAGGGCGCGUCUGGUGAAGCUCGAGACAGCGGAGGAGGCGGCGGAGGCGGAGAGGGGGCGACUGGUGAAGCUCGAGGAUGAGGAGGAGAGCGAGGAGGAGGAAGGAGAGGAGAAAGAGGAGGGAGAGGAGAGUGAUGAGGAGGAGGAAGCGGAGGAAGAGAAGGAGGGGGAGAAGCAUAAUAUGGAAGAGAGAAAUGCAGCAGCAGCAGCAACAGAAGAGCAGGAGGAUGAGGAGGAGGAAGAUGAGGAGGAGGACGAGGAGGAAGAAGAGGAGGAGAAUGAGCGCAUAGAGAGGGUGUUUCGACGGCGCGAGCUGCCAUACGUGAUAGAAGCACCACAGCAGCUGAAGGACCUGCAGCGGCUGCUAGAGGGGCGCGCAGCAGCAGAGGUUGGCGUGGCAAUCGCACGCAUCCGCGCGUGCAACGCGGCGCACCUGUCCCCAGACAACAAGCGCAAGAUGCAGAUCUUCUAUAACGUUCUCCUGCAGUACUUCGCGUCGCUGGCUAGUGAUAGUGGUGGCGGUGGUGUGUCUCAGCGGGUGGAGGAGGAGGAUCAGCCAGGGAAGAAGCAGAAGCAACAGCACGAGCAGCAGCAGAAACAGCAAGGGAGCAGGCAGCAGGUGAAGCCGCAAGGGGGGAGGAAGGUGGAGGAGGGGAAACAGGAAGAUAAAGAGGUGGAGGAGGAGGAAGAGGCGACGAGUGAGUUGCAGAAGAGGGCGCCGUCAGUGGCAGCGGCGCACAUCAAUGCGUUGGUGCAGCCUCUCGUGGAGCUCUCCGCGUCCUUCCCUCUCUUUGCUGCCGUCUGCGCCCGCGAGCGGCUUGCCCGCAUGCAGAAACGCCUCGUGGCGCGCCUCAAGGCCGGAGGUACGCCGCUUGUGGAGCUCUCCGCGUCCUUCUCUCUCUUCGCUGCCGUUUGCACCCGCGAGCGGCUCGCCCGCAUGCAGAAACGCCUCGUGGCGCGCCUCAAAGCCGGAGAGCCAGCAUGGCCCACGGCGCGCACACUCCUCCUGCUCCGUCUGUGGGCGCUCAUAUUCCCCUCCUCUGACUUCCGACAUCCAGUCAUGACGCCCGUCUCGCUGCUGCUGGGCCAGUUCCUCUCCUGCUGCCCUGUGCGCUCCACCAAGGACGUGGCAGCUGGCCUCUUCAUAUCUGCGCUUCUGCUCAAUUUCCUCUCCUGCUGCCCUGUGCGCUCCACCAAGGAUGUGGCUGCGGGGCUGUUCAUAUCCGCUCUCCUCCUCAAUGUGAGUGUCACUCUCACAUGCAUACUCAAGUUCCUGCGUGCGGCACUGAUCUCGCUGCUGCUGGGCCAGUUCCUCUCCUGCUGCCCUGUGCGCUCCACCAAGGACGUGGCAGCUGGCCUCUUUAUAUCCGCUCUCCUCCUUAAUAUGGUGUCUCAGAGUCGUCGCUUUGUCCCAGAGGCGCUUAACUUUCUGCAUGCGCUGCUGUGGAGCGCUGUUGCCCCCGCCCUCAAACCCGUCAAGCCCAAGGGAGUGCCGCGCUAUAUGCUGCUGCAGGUGUGCUCGCAGCAGUGGCUGUGGGCGCCGUGUGGCGACGGCAGCAACCACCGCAAGCGCAAGCGCGAGCCGCUAGAAGACAAACCCGAGGCCCUCGACUUUGACCGCAUCUUCCUGGGACCUUCCUGCCCGUCCAGCACUUCCGGCACCACUGAAACUACCACCAGCACCACUGCCAACCCAUUUGUUUCCAAGGCUUCGCCCUCCGCUUCUCCUGCUGCUCCUCCCACCCUGCUGGGUGUGGAGGGCAGUGCAGCAGGGACCGUGGCAGAGGCCUACUUUGGCUCCGACGUCUUCAGGCUGAGUCUGCUGCUGGCAGUGCUCAAGACCCUCCGCUCCUUUGCGCUGCUCUACCGCCCCAUGCAGCCCUUCCCCGAGAUCUUCGCGCCCUUCCUGCCCACUCUCGCCGCCCUCGCGGAGUCCGGGCAGCUGCCCGAAGAAAUCGAGCAGGAGCGGGCAGCGUGGGUGAAGGAUAUCGAGGGGGCGGUGGCGGAGGUGGAAGGUUCCAGGCAACCGCUGCGGCUGAGGGUAAAACGGGCCGUACCUGCGAAGCAGUUCAACCCGAAAUUCGAGUCUGAUUUCGCCCGUGGCAAGGACUACGAUCCGAACAGGGAGCGCGCAGAGCAGCGGCGGCUGCAGCGGGCGAUCAAGAGGGAAGCACGAGGAGCAGCUAGGGAAUUGCGCAAGGAUAACCAAUUCCUCGCUGCCGCCCGCGCUAAUGAGGCUGCGAACGCACUGGAGGAGCGGCGGGAGAAGAACCAGCGGGCCAUGGCGUUCAUGGAGCAGCAGGCGCACCUCAUGUGGUCGGGGCAGCUGGGAAGGAAGAGGGGCGGUAUGAGCAGCGGGAAGGGCAGGCGGUAG